This is a messenger RNA of Populus euphratica (Euphrates poplar), 1933 nucleotides long. Its product is annotated as NADH dehydrogenase [ubiquinone] 1 beta subcomplex subunit 7-like. The coding region runs from base 109 to 414 and encodes 101 amino acids. Gene Ontology annotation, cellular component: mitochondrion; respiratory chain complex I. Lineage: Eukaryota; Viridiplantae; Streptophyta; Magnoliopsida; Malpighiales; Salicaceae. The transcript has 2 exons. The record is from RefSeq and is a predicted model, not a curated record.
CUAAGAAAGAACGAACAUUGCAUUAGGCUUCGCCAGGCCAAGCCCCGAACGGAAUCGAAACAAAAAGGGAGAGGAGAGGAGAACAGAACAAUCGGAGGAGAGAAAGAGAUGGAAGUGCCAGGAUCAUCAAAGCCAAUGAUAGCAACACAGGAAGAAAUGGUUGAGGCAAGGGUCCCAAUUCCAUACAGAGACCAAUGCGCCCAUUUGCUGAUCCCACUGAACAAGUGCAGGCAUGCUGAGUUCUUUCUUCCAUGGAAGUGUGAGAACGAGCGCCAUGUUUAUGAGAAGUGUGAGUAUGAGCUUGUCAUGGAGAGAAUGCUUCAGAUGCAGAAGAUCCGUGAAGCUGAGGCCAAACUCAAACAAUCACACAAGCAAGGAACCAUCCCUCUCAUCCCGAAGACUGCAAAUGCUUAGUGUUCUGGGAUUUGAUUGGUUGUGAAGUGGUGAAUGUUGCUUCUGCAAAGUUGAGGUUCAAACAUGGGUUGUGUAGCAUAUGCAGAACACGAAGGGGAAAUUUGAAAGGGUCCCAGACUCUGGUUCAUAUUUUGAUAGGUUGGGGUACUCGUAUCAAGAUGGAUCGACUAGUCCAUCCUAAUAAUGUCAUUCAGCCUAUUCUAAGUCCAAAUGCUCAAAUUUUGAAAUGCAGAAUGUAUAUGGAAGCCAAUCAUUUUACUUUGUAUGUAAUUGAGGAAAUCCCUUUGUCAUGUGGAACUGAUUGGUGAUCACUUCUCCAUUUUUCUUCAGGGAACAUUUUGGCAGUCGUAAUCAUGUGAGAUGACAAUCAGAUGAUUUUAAAGUCUCCCAAAUUUCUCUAUUAGGAAUUUCUAGUUUCAGUUAAAUUUGCAAUCAAUUCUAAUGAUUUGUUUUUUUCUUGCAAGAAAUCACUAAUUGAAUUGGUAACUGUGAUUUAUUUUUGGAAUCAGAGCCUGUAUAUUACUUUAAAUUGCUACCUACCUCUGACUCUAGUUACUGAGCUACCUAUACAACUAAUCUAAUGUAAUAUAAACAGACUCCUCUUGCAUGGGGAAAAAAGAGGGGGUUAAUUUCAAUUAUCUUUAGUCUUUGUGGUUUUGCAAUUUAGAAGUAGGAUAAACAUUGACAGAAAGCCUUUGAAAUUUUCUUCAGGAGUCCAAAACAUCAAUAUGUUACUCUGUAAUAAGUUUGGAUGCGAAGAAACUAUUAGAAGCAAAUUUGGUACAGUAAUGCUCAGUGCAGACACAUGUCCCUUACAAAAUCUUUUCCGUUUCUCAUUUCAGCUCACAUCCACUUUGAGAAUAGCUCUUAUCAACUCUGAGAAUAUUAAAGAGCAAUAUCCUUUGCGAAUCAUUUCUCCAUGAGUUCCGUCUUUUCUGAUUGUUUUAUUUUAUAAGAGGCUAAACUGUUGCCCUCGGAUAGUGCAUGAAAGACCAUGACAACAUGCAUACCAGCAAGAGGUGCAACCAGGCAUAUUUAGCUUUAAAUGUGAUAGUAAAAGUAUUUAAAUUAUUAAACCAUCAACUUCAAGCAAAUCCAUAAUUCAACCAGUCUUUAAAGGGAGUACCUGCCACAUGUGAUUAUGUAAUGACACGUAGUCUUCUUUCUAAUUGAUUUAGAUAUUGAUGUACAUGUUGUAAUUGCUAGCAAAGAAGGUCAUGAUAUUUGCCAAUAGUGCAGGUGAGAUAUAUUCGUACUUCAUACAAGUCAAGUUUUUGUAUUACAUAUUGCGUUUGGUUUUAUACCUUCUUAGAACACUUGCAGUCGAAAGAUGUGUACAUGGGCAUUAAUGGGGAUUGAUCCACACAUGGCUUGAUUUUUCUUGAUUGCUGCUGACGGUUUGGCUGUGUUUUUAAGAUGAAAGAAUAGCAAAUAUUCAUCUACUCUUUAUCUUUUGUAGACAGCUGACAAUUUGAAUGUUGAUCUAUUCGUUAUUUUUUAUACAUCUAGUUUUCCUCUA